AUGGCUAACGCACGAACAUUGAGGGAGUUGGCUGCUCCUAACUUAAAUCAGCAGCCUUUGUGCAUCACAGUCCCAAAUUUGGAUAACAGCACUCCAUUUGAAUUAAAAUCUGGCCUUAUUCAACUCUUACCUUCUUUUCAUGGUUUACCAGGUGAGGAGCCGUAUAAACAUCUGCAGGAGUUUGAUGUUGUGUGCAAUAGUAUGAAACCCCCGGGGAUCACAGAAGAGCAAAUAAAAAUGCGGGCAUUCCCUUUCUCAUUGAAAGACUCUGCGAAGGACUGGCUGUACUACCUGCCACCAGGCAGCAUUACCACGUGGGAUCAGUUGCAGAAAAAAUUUCUGGAAAAAUAUUUUCCUGCAUCCAAGGCUGCAAGUUUAAGGAAAGAAAUUUGCGGGAUCAAGCAGUACCCAGGGGAGUCGCUGUAUGAGUACUGGGAGCGAUUCAAGAGGUUGUGUAGUAAGUGCCCCCAACACCAGAUAAGUGAGCAGUUACUCAUACAGUAUUUUUAUGAGGGGCUCCUCUUCAGAGAUAGGAGCAUAAUUGAUGCUGCAAGUGGAGGGGCACUAGUGAACAAAACCCCUCAGGAAGCACGGGAAUUAAUAGAAGGGAUGGCAGAAAAUUCACAACAAUUCAGUACGAGAGAGGAUGUCCCAAUACGCAAGGUGAAUGAGAUAGAGACAUCCUCUAUCCAGCAGCAGCUAAAUGAGUUGACCUCAGUUGUUAGGCAAUUGGUGGUAGGGAAUGCAUCUCAGGCCAAGGUGUGCGGGGUUUGCACUGGUAUGGGUCACACUGCAGACAUGUGCCCAAUGAUUCAGGAAGAAACUGCAGAACAGGUGAACAUGGCUGGCCACGCGCCAGCGCCAAGAAGGCCCUAUGACCCUUACUCAAGCACUUACAACUCCGGGUGGAGAGAUCACCCCAACCUCAGUUAUGGAGGAAAUAAGUAG
Molecule: messenger RNA, 948 nt
Organism: Coffea arabica (coffee)
Lineage: Eukaryota; Viridiplantae; Streptophyta; Magnoliopsida; Gentianales; Rubiaceae
Source: RefSeq, a predicted model, not a curated record